Molecule: messenger RNA, 2803 nt
Organism: Actinia tenebrosa (Australian red waratah sea anemone)
Lineage: Eukaryota; Metazoa; Cnidaria; Anthozoa; Actiniaria; Actiniidae
Cellular component (GO): nucleus
Molecular function (GO): histone H4K20 methyltransferase activity
Source: RefSeq, a predicted model, not a curated record
AAGAAUGUUCGGCUUUCAAACGAGUUGGAAAAUGGACUAAAAACUCCAAAUGAAAGAAAGCUCACAAUCGAAGGAAACUGUGAUGAAGGCUUAAGCUGGCUGACACAGAGGCCUUGCGAUGGUGGCCACUAGGAUUAUAUUCCUUGUGCUCUGCUUUUAUGUGGAACUUGUUAACAGCGCAUCAAAAGGUAAGAUCAAACGUCAAUCACAAGGAAUAUCAGACUUCAAAAAGGAUUUCAGGAUUUUAUCCAAAGCAGCUCGUUUUCUAAGUGAAGUUACGCAUGCGCAUGAGAAACCAUUAAUAGAGGGAAAAAAGCAACUAAAGCCUAAGAUAAAAGUGCCAUACACGAAACAAAGUAACGUUAAGGGACAGAUUAAUCAAAAAACGAUUGAUAAUCGAUUGAAUUUCUUAAGACUGAAAGCCCUUCAAAUCUCAAAACUCAAUAAGGGAAAGAAGGCGCAUUAUCGCGAGGGAGCAAACUCGAGACCCUCUGGUCCCCCACAUGAUAAUGUGCCGAGGUUCUUUAUUCCGUCUUCAAGGAAGUCACAUAAUGUCCCUUUAAAUACGAACAGUGGUGAAGUUAAAUCAAAUGUUUUGGGAAAAUUUCCUGGCUCAUCGUUUAACGCUAUACCUUCAAAGGAUAAAACAAGAACCAACAUACUCUACGGAAACGGUCGGAAUACUGUCGGGGGCGUUCGGUCUUAUCAACUUCCAAUUCGUAAUGUGUACGGAAAUACUAGAAGGUCAUUCAUUCCUAGAUCGUACCCGAAUGCGUUCGGCAGAAAUCAGCUUUAUCAAAGUCCAUAUUACAGUGCAUAUCCAAACAGUGUGUACCAAGGAAUGAAUAAUAUUGGUAUGAGAAACCUCGUGCCAGUACCUGGAAUGCCUAGGGGUUGGUAUCUGCCAGCCACAUCUGUAGGUACUAAACGGUAUCUGCAAACGAAAGCUUAUCACUAUCGAGAUUGGUCCCGUAAGGGAAUUAUUGCAAAACGAACAAGUGUUAUGGCGUCAAGAAGGCGUUUGGAAAAGGCUAAAGAAAUAGUUCGCAAAAAUACAAAAUUUGUGAGACCUCGCCCUAGCAACAGUUUCUAUGCUAAAGGCUUCUAUGGCAACGGUAACCUAGUCGGCCCACAUAGUACCCGGCAGACAGUGGCACGACCUGCUAUUGGUGGAAAGCCUUUAUAUCUAGGGAAUGUGAGACCAAACUUUGGAGGAAGAAAAAUUGGAAUUGGAAGUGGACCUAAGAAUUUGAAUCCAGCAUCUUUAAAACAAACAUUGACAAGAGGGCUCUUAUCUUCCCCAAAGGAAGCUCUCAAUUCUACUCCUACGCUCUCCAAGAGCGAGGCAAUGCUUCAGUCACUGUUGAAUGGAAAGGUAUUUUAUCUUGGUGGAAAUUCGGCUGGAAAACGCAUCCAGAACUUAUUACUCCACAAUAAGGUCAACCCAGAAGAAAAGUUUGCGAAGAUAAAAGAGAGAAACGAGGUGGAAAAACAAAAAAUGGAGCAAAAUUCUAAAGGAGUUAACGAUCUCAAACCUCCGGAGAAAAGUCUAGAAGAUAAAACCUUAGAGCACUCAAAAGAAGUGAAAAUUAAAUUCCACAAACAGUCUUUUAAAACCAACGAAAAAGAUCCGAUGUUGAGGUUAGAAAAACUUCGUGAUGAGCUGCGCGAGUUGAACCAAAAACGAUCUCUGCGUCCAACAGGAGCUACCAUAAUCAACAAAGCAUCCAAUGAAAGCGAGAUCAUGCCUGUGUUGAGUUACGGAGGUAUGCUUUUCCCUCCCUAUGCCAGAUCUGACGUUCCUCAUGCUGAUAUAAAAAAAGACACGAUAACAAGACCUCCUGUGAAUCCACGAGUUAGGGAUCUAACAAAUGUAGUGGCAGCUGUCAAUCAAGGUAGCAGUCAACAGGUUUUUCAACAAGAUCGUAACCUCUAUCAGAAUCCACCCUGGUAUACGACUACUCCGUCAGCUGCAGGAGUUACGCAGCAGACACAGACAACACCAACACAAUCAUAUCAUACAAGGUACAGGUGGAAUAACCCACUAGGAGGGGUAGAAUAUGCACCACAGCAACAACAAGAUGCCGGGUAUCAACCACGCAAUGAUGUUACUACUCCCACUACUCGAGUACCUACUAGAGCUAGUCAGCUGACACAACAACAACCAACCCCAUUAGCAUCACAAAACCCGUCACUAAGACAACAACAGACACAGCCUCAGCCGCAGAUCCAAAACCAGUCGCCACAGCAACAGACUCAAGGCCAGUCUCCACAACAACAGAUCCAAAACCAGUCGCCUCAGCAACAGACUCAAGGCCAGUCUCCACAACAACAGAUCCANAUCCAAAACCAGUCGCCUCAGCAACAGACUCAAGGCCAGUCUCCACAACAACAGAUCCAAAACCAGUCGCCUCAGCAACAGACUCAAGGGAAGCCAACGGGUGCUGUUACGGAUCAAACCACGCCAGCGAAGCAAUCGAAUUACAGCUAUUACGCUCAGAUUUAUCACGAUGUGGUCAAUGCCAAACCAACAUCUGUCAAUACGUAUAAGAUUUCUGACAAACAAUCAACCGCAUCGUUUAUGAUGCCUACAGGUGUACCAGUUAAUUCCAGUGGUGAUCCAUUGUUGAAUACAUUUCUAGAUUCGGCGAUUGAAAAUCCUACGAAUACAGGACCUCCUGUGACUGUGGUUUCUACUGCGAGGCAAAACGCGGGAGCUUCGCCUACACUGUCUGCAACAUAUGUUAAAGCUGAUGUUCCUACGACACCAUCUACACAAGCACCUAAGAGCACUUUGCAGUGA